AUGCAUGAUGAAAUUGGACAACCGAAAAUGGAAUAUGACGGAAUUCUAUUAUAUCAAACAAAACAUUCUUAUGCGAAUCCAAACACAAUAUGGCCCAAUCAUGCUUAUCUAAUGAAUAAAAAUUUGGAAUUUAAGCAAUUAUCAUAUAAGGAAUUUAUUGGAGUCGCUUGUG
Molecule: messenger RNA, 172 nt
Organism: Funneliformis mosseae
Lineage: Eukaryota; Fungi; Glomeromycota; Glomeromycetes; Glomerales; Glomeraceae
Source: the annotation of a GenBank genome assembly